This is a messenger RNA of Conger conger (European conger), 1426 nucleotides long. Its product is annotated as tyrosine-protein phosphatase non-receptor type 5-like. Gene Ontology annotation, molecular function: protein tyrosine phosphatase activity. The record is from RefSeq and is a predicted model, not a curated record. Lineage: Eukaryota; Metazoa; Chordata; Actinopteri; Anguilliformes; Congridae. Bases 32 to 1384 code for a protein of 450 amino acids. The transcript is spliced from 11 exons. Gene Ontology annotation, biological process: protein dephosphorylation.
GUUUCCCGCUGCCCAUAAAGUGCUGGACAUAAUGGAGUACCUGCUCUCACCACUGGGGGCGCACACUUCAGGGGAGGAAGAGGCACCCCUCCCCUCUCAGGGGGAGCUGUGGAGGAUGGAGAGCUUGCGCCCCCUGCUGGUCACCAUCUUCCUAGGCAUCGUUAUCCUCGGCAUUGGGGUGCUGUACUGCAUGAGGUCGUUGACCCCGGACAGUGGCCCCGCCCCCUGCGAUGACAGGCGGCAGUCGGUGAGUCGACAGCCCUCCUUCACGUACUCCGAUUGGACCGAGGCGCAGCACGACCCCUUCGAUCUGGAGUCCGUCCCCGAAACGCCCGUCUUCGACCCCGCCUUGGACAUGAGGACCGAGGCCGACCCGGCUACUCUGACCCUGAAACCCGUCGGGCUGCAGGAAAGGAGAGGCUCUAACGUGUCCCUCACACUGGACAUGUGCACGCCCGGCUGCACAGAGCCGUACGGAGCGCUGCUGUCGCCGGGGGAGCAGACUGCGCAGGAGUACCUGCAGACGGCCUCCCACGUCCUGCUGCUGGCCCAGCUGCGCAGCCGGGCCCUGGACGACUGCGCCCUGCAGACCGAGUUCUACGAGACCCCCAUGAACUUUGUGGACCCCAAAGAGUACAGCUUCCCUGGAGUAGUGAGGAAAAACCGCUACAAGACCAUCCUUCCCAACACACACAGCAGAGUUUGCCUUAAAGCCGCAGACCCGGACGACUUCCUCAGUACCUACAUCAACGCCAAUUACAUAAGGGGUUACGGGGGGCAGGAGAAGACGUACAUCGCCACCCAGGGCCCCACGGUCAACACCGUCAGCGACUUCUGGAGGAUGGUGUGGCAAGAACGCUCGCCCAUCAUCGUCAUGAUCACCAACAUCGAGGAGAAGAACGAGAAGUGCACAGAGUACUGGCCCGAGGACUCUGUGGUCCAGGAGGGAAUCCUGAUCCGGGUGGAGCAAGUGAUCCAGGCGGACGACUACAGCCUGCGGAUAUUCUCCCUGCAGUGUGAGGGGGAGCAGCGCAGCCUCAGGCAGUACUGGUACACAUCGUGGCCGGACCAGAAGACGCCAGACAAGGCCCCGCCCCUGCUGGAGCUGGUGCAGGAAGUGGAGGAGGCACGGCAACAGGCCCCGCCCGGGAGCGGCCCAGUCAUCGUGCACUGCAGUGCAGGGAUUGGUCGGACCGGCUGCUUCAUCGCCACCACCCUCCUGUGCCAGCAGCUGAGGACCGAGGGCGUGGUCGACAUCCUGCGGACCACCUGCCAGCUCCGCCUAGACAGGGGAGGGAUGAUCCAGACCGCAGAGCAGUACCAGUUUGUCCACCAUGUUCUCAGCCUCUAUGAGAAGCAGUUGUCCCGUCCGUCUGAAGAGUAAACCUGGCUCCUUCCCCUGCUCUCACCCCUGUCUCCCCCACUC